GAGGGAGAGAUGUGACUGAGGAGUGUGUGGAAAGGAGGAGGCUGGGAGGUGUGCUGCUCUGCUGCUGCUAAAAAUCCACUCCAGACAUAUGCAUUUCCUCCACUCCAGCACAACCAGGCGACUUUGAAAGUUGCAGCGCUCAGAGUUUGUUAGCUCCUUCGUCAGAAAGGAGGAAGCUCUCCAGACCUACACAAGCUCAUCCUUUUGUUCUCUCCAUCCCUUUCAUAUCCUCUGCUUUGGUCUGGUGACCCGACGCAGCGACUCUCUGCAUCUGCAGAACAGAUGUUCAGUUAUUUUCACAGCUAGUUUGAGAUUCUGGGAUAUUCUUGGAGCACUUCUGCUCUGCUUCAUCCAGUGGUCAGUGUAGAAAUGAGGGUGGUCGUGCUGCUCGGGUUGACCCUAUGUUGCGUCCUGGUCUGCGCUCAAGAUGAUACUAAACUCUCCAGAAGCACAGUUCAGGUGAGAGAAGAAGGACUCACAAAGCCCAGAGGGGAGGAUGAAGGAGUAAUGUCAGAUGAGCCGAUAGCUGAAGUGGUGGAAGAGGACAAAACAAAACCAAAGAAGAAGAAAACACCUGAGGAGAUUGAGGCAGCCAGGGCAAAGAAGGCAGCAGAGAAAGAGGCUAAAGCAAAGAAGCAGAAAGCUCCGAAGCCCACCAAAAAGCCAAAGCCUCCAAAAUCAACAAAGAAACCCAAACCACCCAAACCCACAAAGAAGCCCAAGACCCCAAAACCUACCAAAACCCCAAAGAUUACAACCACAACACAACUGGAUAUCAGGCGCCCUUCUCUGGACGAGGAGGAAGAGAAGCUGCUCAUAGAGCUUGGCUGGGACACUUUGAUUCGACCUGUGACUCCUGGAAGGGAAGAGCCAGUGGAGCCAGACUGGGUCUUAAAGAAGCCGACACCUCCAAUAAAAACUCUGAGUGAGCCUGACACCGACUACUGGGACAUCAGACAUGAGGUGCCUGGUGGAUACCCUGAUAACAUAAGAGAAGUCACAACUACUGAGGUCAUCAUGUACAUACCAGAGGAAACCACCGCCAUCCCAUUCGUUGGUCCCUGGUAUGAAGAAUACGACUAUGCUGACUUGGCAGCUAAAAAACAAGAGGAAGAAGAGGAGAGAGCUCGAAAGGAAAAGGCUGAAAAAGCCGAGCGGCUGAGGAAGAAGUGGGAGGAGGAGGAAGAGGAGCGACUGAGGCAGAUUGCAGUGCCUCCUGAACCAAAAAAGUGUCCUCCUCUGGGUUUGGAGUCUCACCGGGUGGAAGACGACCAGCUGCUGGCAUCCUCUCAGUCUCACCACGGCUUCGUGGCUCAGAGAGGACGCCUCAACAUGCAGGGCUCUGAUAAUGAGGAUGAUCUGUACGGAGGUGCCUGGUGUGCAGAACCAGAGGAACAGAACCAUUGGUUUGAGGUGGACGCCCGCCGAGAGGUGGAGUUCAGUGGGGUCAUCACUCAGGGAAGGAACUCAGAGCAACACGAGGAUUUCGUGUCGUCCUAUUUUGUGGCCUUCAGUAACGACAGCCGUGACUGGACUGUGCUGCACGAUGGCUACGCUGAGUGGUUGUUCUAUGGGAACGUGGAUAAGGACACACCGGUGAUGAGUCAGUUUAAUGCUCCCGUGGUCGCGCGCUACAUCCGGAUCCUGCCUCAGAGCUGGAACGGCAGCUUGUGUCUCAGAGCCGAGAUCCUGGCCUGUCAGCUGCCCAGCAGCCACCGCAGUGAGAAUGAAGUGAACCCAUCUGAUGACCUGGACUUCAGACACCACAACUAUAAGGAUAUGAGACAGAUGAUGAAGGUGAUAAAUGAGGAGUGUCCCCACAUCACCAGAAUUUACAACAUCGGUAAAAGUUCGCAGGGCCUGAAGAUGUAUGCUAUGGAGAUCUCUGACAAUCCAGGAGAGCACGAGACAGGUGAACCUGAGUUCCGUUACACAGCUGGUCUCCAUGGUAAUGAAGCUCUGGGCAGGGAGCUCCUCCUCCUGCUGAUGCAGUUUCUGUGCAAAGAGUAUAAUGACGAGAACCCGAGAGUGCGCCGCCUGGUGGACGGAGUGAGGAUCCACCUGGUGCCCUCACUGAACCCCGACGCCUACGAGCUGGCCUUUGAGAUGGGCUCUGAGAUGGGAAACUGGGCGUUGGGCCACUGGACUGAGGAAGGCUACGACAUCUUCCAGAACUUCCCCGAUCUCAACAGCAUCUUAUGGGGAGCUGAGGACCGAGGCUGGAUCCCUCGUAUCGUGCCCAAUCAUCACAUCCCCCUUCCAGAAAACACCCUUAACGGCUCGCUUGCAGUUGAGACCAAAGCUAUAAUUUCCUGGAUGCAGCGCAGCCCAUUUGUGCUUGGAGCCAAUCUGCAAGGAGGAGAAAAACUGGUCGCGUACCCAUUCGACAUGCAGCGGCCACCAGUUUCUUUAACCGACAGCCGGCGCUGGAGAGUCAACUCUGAGAUGAACGAAGAGACCUGGGCUCGGAUUCAGCGGCAGAACGAAGGUGCUCUGAGGGAGACUCCUGAUGACGCCAUGUUUCGCUGGUUGGCAAUGUCUUACGCCCAUAGCCACCUGACCAUGACCGAGACCUACCGAGGCUCCUGCCAUGGGGAUGACGUCACUGGAGGGCAGGGCAUCACCAACAGGGCCAGCUGGAAACCAGUGGUGGGCAGUAUGAAUGACUUCAGCUACCUGCACACCAACUGCUUCGAGCUCUCCAUCUUCUUGGGCUGUGAUAAGUUUCCCCAUGAGAGUGAGCUGCCUCUGGAGUGGGAGAACAACCGCGAGGCUCUGCUGUCCUUCAUUGAACAAGUACAUCGAGGAAUAAAGGGUGUAGUCAGAGACGUGGAGGGAAAUCCACUGCCUAAUGCCACCGUAACUGUGGAAGGAAUACGGCACGAUGUCAGAACUGCUGCAGGUGGUGAUUACUGGCGGCUGCUGAACCCUGGAGAGUACAGAGUGACGGCGAAGGCUGAUGGCUACACACCCCAGACGAGGCUUUGCAUGGUGGGCUAUGACUCCGGAGCCACGCCGUGCAGCUUCACCUUAGCCAAGUCCAAUUGGGACCGCAUCAAGCAAAUCAUGUCGCUCAAUGGCAGGAGGCCCAUUCGACUCGUCACCAGAAACAACGUGGUGAAAACGACGACGGCCGCCCCCACCCCCACCGCCGGGGUCGAUGAUCACGCCAUCGCUCAGAAAGCAGAGCGACUCCGGCGGCUGAGACUCAUGCGUUUACGCCGGCUGCGUCUGCAGAGGCAACGAGCCAGUCUCACCACCACUCCUGCUACCACGACAACAACAACCACAACAACCACCACUACACCUCCACCUGAAACCGAGAGAACAACUUCCUGGUACGACUCGUGGUUUCCAGUGGACAGCUGGUCGACGGAGAACCCGUUCGACAGCAUCAACUUUGACUCGGUGCCCACGCAGGACUAUCCUUUUGAAUAUACUAUUGAUUGAUUAUUACACAUGAAACCACAUCUAUUAUAUACAAAGUCCUUGCUAACCACUUCAACAUAUCAACUUUAAAAAUACACAGGUGUUAACUGUUUAGCUUUCAGAAAAUUUUUUGCACCAACACUGUGAAUGGAGGGAUGCAAUUUGAAUUUUUUUUUUUUUUUUACAGAGAAUUGAUCAGGAAUAGAAAGUCUCCGCUGAGCAGAGACUAUACAGCACAUGUUUCAUUGGCUCCAUGUUUAAUUCAAAAUGGCUCUUCCUUGUAAUAUCAAUCAGAACCUCCAACCUGACUUCCACAGAAUCAGCUGAUUUUCUGUAAAUUAUCCAUCUUCUUGGGCUGUAAUAACACAUCCAAAAAAAACAAUGGAUAAUUGGACCCACCUCUAUGUACUUCAAAGGCCUGUAACUCUGAAAAUAUUCAUAAUAUGAAUAUUUUUCACAGUUAUCACAUAUACUAAAGUUAUUGUGCAAAAAAAAUAAAUCUGCCAAAUGAGAGCUGUUGUGCCACAUUAUAAUUAAAUACAAUGUGGUUGAUAUCUGAAACUUUCUUCGACGUUUACAGCUGAUUAUGAGGGGGUAAGGUGGAAACUUUUUUUAGAUACGUACAGUAAUUUCUUUUAUGGAAUGACCCAAAACAUACAGUAUGUUCCAGUACAAACAGGAUUAGUCAUUAAAUACGAUUAGUUAUGUCUUAAUAGGAAAUCUACAGUGAAUAUCUUUGUUUCUUUAAUGGCUUUACAGUGUGAUUGCUGGCCUCAGUGUAACUGAUUUAUCGUACUGCUGAAUGCAUUUGAUUAAAAUGAAGUUGUUUUAUAAAUAA
Molecule: messenger RNA, 4267 nt
Organism: Amphiprion ocellaris (clown anemonefish)
Lineage: Eukaryota; Metazoa; Chordata; Actinopteri; Pomacentridae
Gene: aebp1a
Product: AE binding protein 1a
Exons: 21
Coding region: 370-3450 (1026 amino acids)
Biological process (GO): proteolysis; negative regulation of transcription by RNA polymerase II
Molecular function (GO): zinc ion binding; metallocarboxypeptidase activity; RNA polymerase II transcription regulatory region sequence-specific DNA binding
Source: RefSeq, a predicted model, not a curated record